AUGUCGACCUCUGCACGCAACGCGGCGGAACUACCCGAAAUCAUGAGCUCAGUCCGACAUGUAGAGACUUAUAUGGAAGAAAAUCCAUUCUUAUGGCAACAGGCUGCGUCUCUCUGGACAGUCAAAGAAAUACUCUGGAAGUUGAAUGGUCAUCUUACUGAUCAUAUAGACCUUAAGAUCUUUCAAGAUAAGGAACACUUGGGGAAUUUCUUGGGUUGCUCUAGAACUAUCACUUCAGCAAUCGAAAGACUCGGACUUGUGGCAAUUAAUGAAUUCAACAGGAACCCAGAACUGCUAUCUAAGGUCGUAGCAUAUGUUAAAGACUCCAGUAUACAACAAGCUUCAAAUCCUGCAGGGUUGGGCAUUCAUCAAGAAGAGGACUCCAUUCUGGAUGACAAUAUAGGAACUACGGGCUCUCGAUCUAGCAUUGACCGAUCAGAAGAUUCCGACCAUGUUAUUACUCGGCACUCCGAUAAUCAACUGAGCCUUUUCCCGACUACAAAUUUAGACGAGAAUCCACUCAAUGCGGAUGGAUCUUCGAUUGUGGACGAUGAAUCACACAGAGGCAAGGAUACUAUUUGUGCUAAGAAAUUUUUUACAGCUGAGCGUGAUGAAUCUUCUCAGCCAAAGAAGAAGAAGAAGAAUAAAUCCAAAAAGAAGAAGACUACAGUUGGAAAUUCCGCAGAAGUAGAAACUCUAACGACGAUAGAGACCAGUCAUCGUCCAACCUUGGUCCUUCCGAUGGCAAAAGACUAUUUGUCACCGGCCAAUUCCACGCUGGAUCGACUUAUGGCCCCAUCAGACGCUGGAAAAAAUUGUUUAGAUCAAGCAGUGGUCACAACCUCAUUCUCUGAGACGGAACAGGCAGUGUUGAAAUUCAAGGUGGACAAGCCUCCAGAAAAGCUGACAGCGACGCUGAUGGAAGAUAUCAGGCAGUAUAUGAUCGAAGAUCUACGAUGUAUCAAGAGACUGGCAGAGUCAAAGCAGCAGCUGGUCGAGGAUCUAAAAACUGAGUGUCGCAAGAAUUUGGCGGAUCUCACAAAAAAAUACGAAGCAAUCAAGUUUGAAAACAAAAAUCUGAAGGCGGACCGCAACAAAGAGCUGGAGAAGCUUCGGAAAGAAAACUCAAUCUUGUGUGAGAAGUCAUCGACUCUUGACCAAGAAGUGACUGAAUUGCGGGCGGAAAUUCAGUUGCUGAAAUCUAAAUCAGUAAAGGAAGAAUCGCGAUCACUACCGGAAGUUGUAGCUGGACAUGCGGAGGAGUUGGAAUUUAUAAUACGCAAUCAGUGCCACAUCAUAGCUUAUGAGAAGAUACCCAAGCCUUAUAAUAUAGUCAACAGAAGAGAGGAAGAAGAAGAUGAAGAUAAGCCUUCUACCAGGCUCGAAUUUGUAGGGUGCGAAGAAGCUGUGCAAGGUCAUGAAGAAGAUUCGGCGUCUUUGCUGGAAAUGGAGAAAUCCGCCAUCUUGUUCGAAGCAGAGACAUUUGAUCUCAAGGAUCGAAUAAGAGAGCUUGAGAAGUCUUUAAAUAUCAAGAAGCGUUCCCCUGGAGUUCGCGCUAUAAAUAGAGAAAAGGAAGUCAUGCAGAAGAAAUUCGGCGUCCUAGAGUCGACGAUAAGCGAGCUUAAGGAUGAAGUAUACAGUUUGACGCAAGAUAAUAGCAAGCUUCUUAAAAGAAAAGAAGCACUACUUAGGAACUCAGCGACAGGAGAAUUGCGCCAAACUGCCAAGAUCGAAGAAGCGCUUUGUGAAGAGCAAUCAAAGACCAAGCGGUUCAGUUCCAGGAUACAAGAGCUACAAGAAAAAGUCGAAGUGCUUGAGGAGGAGCGUGCCGUACUAGAGCCUCUUAUCGAGGUCGGAGUGGCAGUCAGAAAAAGGUUUUUUGAGCAAGCUAAAUAUACAGUCCCAUCGGAUGAGAUAUCCAAUCGUCCCGAUUACAAGAUUGUUAAAGAGGGAAACGAUCGCUGCCACCGAGCAUAUUGCUUGACUGACGCAGCUCUUUUCAAACUUUUCUAUCUAUCAGGGUCCACCAAUGAAGCUCUUUACAGCAAUAUCUACCGUGUUGAUUCAUACGCAAAUGUCAUGAAACACCCCUACAAAUUACGCCAGGCAAUAGACAGUAAAGCUAGUAUCCAAACUGUUCAAGCCAUCAAUGAUAGUAACACUUCUCAAGAGCUUCGCACAGAAGCAGAGAUUGAUAGAAGCAUUGGAUAUCGUGGUUAUGUCGAGGAUACUAUUGAUGAAAGAGGAACGAGUCAUACGAGGGGCUUGGGUUGGGACGUUAGAGAGCCUGGUGAUAUGACAGGCUCUAGCGACUGGGCCAUUGACCAGCCUGAUGAUAUAGCAGGCUCUAGCGAUUGGGCUAUUGGCCAUCCUGGUGAUAUUACAAGCACUUGUGAUUGGGCAGCAACUACUUAUUCCGAGUGGACCGCUUCUUCACAUUGUCCGAAUUUAUUUAGCUGA
Botrytis sinoallii is the source of this 2460-nucleotide messenger RNA. RefSeq lists its product as uncharacterized. Bases 1 to 2460 code for a protein of 819 amino acids. Lineage: Eukaryota; Fungi; Ascomycota; Leotiomycetes; Helotiales; Sclerotiniaceae. The record is from RefSeq and is a predicted model, not a curated record. The transcript is spliced from 7 exons.